AAGCGACGUUUCAAGACCAGGUUGGAAUAAAAUCAGUGUGGCAAAAGCAGGUUUCUGUUGUGAACGCGAGGGGCGGGGCUUAACGGUACCCCGGAAGAGGCGCGAAAUUCAAAGCUGUGCUGGCGGAGGGUGAAAACAUUUAGAAAUGGAUAUUUCAGGACACUUCUUCAAGAGGCUGCGCGAUUUGGUGGUGUUUUUGGAGACUGAAACCCAGAAUCUUGAGAAGGCUCACCAGAACAACGACUAUGACAGUGAUGAAGGAGGUGUGCAGGUUCUGCAUGAACUGCAUUCAGAAGUCAGAGCUAUGAAAGAGCAGGUCCGAACCCAGCUGCUCGGCUGUCAGCCUGAGGAAGAGGGUGUGAGAGACUUCAUCAGCACAAGCAGUGUCCUGAGGCAGAGGCUCAGGGAGGACAUUGGGAAAGUGAGAAGACACUUUGAAGACUACGGCUACACACCCCCGCCAAAGAACCCAGAAGGGCAGGGCGGCGAGGAGGGGCCGGGGAAGAGGAGCGAGGGUGCCGGCGGGCAGGAGGCCGGGACAGAGCCCGUGGCCGCGGAGGAGGACAAGCCGCCGUGCAUCACGCCGGAGAAGAGCGCGCGCCCAGCCCCGGACCCCCUGCGCACCCCCCAGCUCUCGGACUUCGGCCUGUCCGAGUACUGCUUGCUCCGGAACAGGGGGGCCGCGGAGGCCGACACUGUGGAAACAUGCCUCUGCUGUACGUUCACUGCCUCAAGAAGGGAGAUAGUGAAGCACAGCUUGGAGUAA
Messenger RNA from Lepisosteus oculatus (spotted gar), 766 nucleotides. NCBI's taxonomy places the organism in Eukaryota, Metazoa, Chordata, Actinopteri, Semionotiformes, Lepisosteidae. The record is from RefSeq and is a predicted model, not a curated record.